This is a messenger RNA of Sungouiella intermedia, 750 nucleotides long. The record is from the annotation of a GenBank genome assembly. Lineage: Eukaryota; Fungi; Ascomycota; Pichiomycetes; Serinales; Metschnikowiaceae.
AUGUAUUUCGACUUUCGCAACCACCAAUCUAACGCCCAGAAUGACGACAACGAUUCUUUUACCGAUUGGUAUAAGGAUUCUAGCAAGAUCAUUAAGGUGUCGUAUCCUCUCUACCGAUAUUUCGUACUUAAGGGCGAAGUAUGCUUUGGAGCUAUGGGAGAAAACCAGAGAAAGAAGCAUAAGACGAUGCUUCGCAACCACUACAACUUGUUGCCUAGCUCAAAGGAGAACAACAGUAGCGAAACUGCUUCCCGGUCAUCUGAGGAGUUGAUGGAGGAAAAUAAAUGGGUUCAACAAGAGUUGAGUGACCGUGCACAAUUUUUGGAGAAAUUAGCAAUGCAAAUCAAGUACAAAGAUUACUUGAUGAUGGCAGUUGAGAGAGAUGUCCGUAAGAUCACUCCUACGGAAUACGCUCUAGCCGAGCUUGUGGCAACUGAGAGAUUGGACUCGGUGCAUCUUGAAGAGAUUCUUACCUAUUGGGUUAAAGUCCACAACUUCCUUAGAAAGUUUUGGCCACUGAAGUUAUUUCACGAGAAAUCUUUUCAUUUUGUGUCGGACAUUACUGCUUUGGAAAUGUUCUUUCCUCGUUUGUUUCCCGGGAGCCAGUACGCAACCAAUGAUAUUGAAGAAGCGGAAGAGGUUUUCUCGUUCAUCUUGAAAAGUGGAUACUUCAAACUUCGUGAAACACUCCCCGAGCAGAAGAUAUUAAAGGCUCUGAAAACUUCCCAGCACGUUUCGAGUUCUCUCUGA